Prosopis cineraria is the source of this 444-nucleotide messenger RNA. RefSeq lists its product as uncharacterized. Bases 1 to 237 code for a protein of 78 amino acids. Lineage: Eukaryota; Viridiplantae; Streptophyta; Magnoliopsida; Fabales; Fabaceae. The transcript has a single exon. The record is from RefSeq and is a predicted model, not a curated record.
AUGUCAGGGGCGCAAGGAGCACAGCCAAAGGAGGCGAGAACGGCGACGGUGUAUGAGUCGGUGGAAGGAGGAGAGAAUAGGACGAGGACGGACCUCCGUUCGAGGGAGGACCAAGGGAGCAUUCAGGUGGACAAGUUGCAGGAGAAGGUCCCUGAUCCCGCCGGUAAAGGUGGACCUGUGUUCGGCGCCGGAAAAGACGAAAACAAGCCCGACCUUGGUGUUACUGGCACUGGCUAGCUACUUAAUCAUGAAUUCAACUAACUAGCUAUACGUACGUGUAUCGUUAUUGCAAGUCUUUUUCUUUUGAAGUAUUGAGCGUGCUUGGUCUUAAGCUGCGGUUUCCUUGCCUCGCGCCUGUGUAACCCUCCGCCUUCCGUCUUGUUCAAAUUUCCCACGCAUCACUUUCAUUACCAGACGUGAAGCGAACGCCAUCAACAGUAGCUG